AUGAGUAUAACUCAAGAAGCCACACAACGCAAAAAGCGACUUUCUUCUGUGAGCGAUCCUUCUGGAAACCCAAUAGUAUCUCUUGUUGAGAUGGCUGCACAUAAUAAAAUGCAGUUUGAUAAAGCUGCUGAAGACUAUGAGUCUGUUCUUCUUUCUAUUUUGAAGUCUAAAUUGCUUUUAAGGAAAGUGAUAGAACAGCGAAUGUACCAAGACCGGAUCAAACGGGGCAAUUUAACAGCCCGAGAGAUUUCCGAGUUAUUAAAGAAUCAAGGAGAAGAAGAGGACGAUGACUUCAUCCAGAAGAUCACUGAGCUUCGACGAACACUUUUGAAUGAAAUUCGAAAGAACUCCGACUUCGACCGAGACAUUGCCGACAUAGAGAACCGGAUCACUCUUCUUGUGCAAAACGCGGGGACCGUGUUGGCUAAAGACAAGAAGAAAAAGAAGAAGAAACAACUUGAUGAGGAGAGUACUUCUAAUGUGGUGUUAACACACGAGAAGCUCGAGUUAUAUGGAAACUUGUUCUUCUUAUUACAGACGGAGCCAGUGUAUCUCGCUAGACUUAUUAACUGUUUACAACAAUCCGAGUCGGAUAUCAAGGAAAUGCUCAACUGCAUACUUCUGAACCUUUUUAUGGAAGGACAAACAACAAGGGAGGACUAUUUGAUACUCAAAGUUGUCCGCACAGCUAUUGAACAACAACUCAGUUUGAUGGUCCCCCUUUUCACGCAAAUCCAGAACCAAUCCGUCGUCCCACAGAUGAUGGUGAUCUACGCGAAACGAAAGGAAGGACUGAAGUUCUUAGCCGACACGUUCUCGCCGUGCGUCCAACGACUUAACAAAGAAUUUCCGGCAUACAGAAAGAUCGAACUGAAUGGGAAAAGAGUCUUAGACGACUACGUUAAUGAAACAGAAGAGGUCACUGGAGGAGUUUGUCCCCUCCGAGACCUUCCUCUUGAAAAGGUAAGUAGUGCGCCUGAAUUAAAAGAGAAGAUCCAGAAGCGUGUGGCUGACUUGAAAGAGGCGUGUAACAUCUUCUAUGGGACUAUUAUAAAAAGUCUGAGUCAUUAUCCUUAUGGGCUCAGGUACUUGUGUAAAGUCAUUAACGACGGUUCACUUGCAGCAUACCCAAAUCUCCCAAAUUCGGAAUUAUUACAAUACACCGGAUAUUUCAUGUACUAUAGAUUUGUCGGACAUUAUAUCACAUCAAAUGAGACGGGACAGUCCCUCGACCAAAUGCAAAACGCGCUGAUGAUCAAUAAAGUCUUCACACAACUCUUCCAACAACAAACACCAUUUCCAAACACUGAGGCGAACAUGUGGUACUUACCUAUGAACGAUUGGAUCAGCGAGAGAUGUAGCGAAGUCAAACAAUUCUUAACUGAAUUCACCGAUGUGGAGCCACCAGAAACGAAAUUGCAAAUAGAUAAGUACAUGACACUCAUCCAAGACGUUAAACCAGUUGUCAUUAUGACGCCCCCACAACUCAAAAUGUUCCAUCAGGAAUUGGUCGACCAUUUGGAACAAAUUGCGAACAAGGAAGACCCGUUGAGAAAGAUACUUGGCGAGAUCAAAGAAGUCCAGUUGUAUGAGGGAAAGGACAUCACCCUCACGUUAACACCAAAGUACAUCCAACAGUCGUCCGAUGACGAGGACCAAGUCUUGUAUAACAAAACAAAGUCGAUGGUCAUUGGGUUCUUUAAGUAUAUUAAAAACACGGAGAGCGAUAUUAGUACCUUCCAAGACAUGCUCGACGAAACAGAGAAGUUAGCGAAAGAGAAGAACAAUGAAAGUGUGUUGAAGACUAUUGAAGAAGUGAAAAAGAACUUGGACGUGUUGUGUGAAAAGGGUCUUGCGAACAAAGAGGACAACUACAAACAAUUUCUUAAAGACGUCGCGAUUGAAAUUUCGAAUCGAGCGGAGAUCAAAGAACAACAACAAAAGGAGUUGACGCGGCUUGACAUCUCAAUUAAACAAGCACUCAAGAAACAAAAGGAUUUGGAAGACAUUUUAGUCUCGUAUAAAGAAUAUUGCCAACAAUGCGUCCAACGGAUCUGUCAAGGAAAACAGAAGAAAGGCAAAAACAAGUUGGAAGGCAAGCUCUUCAAACCUAAGGAAUAUUCAUAUAACGACUUGGCGAAAAAAGGCGUCAUCGUCAGUUCUGUCGUACCAAAGGCGGUCAGAAAACUCACAAAAAUUGUGAUCUCGUCGGAAGAGGCGGGAGUCUUUAAUGUCAGUGUCAAACUGCCGGGUCUCAAUGCAGAAACCGUCGACUUGAAACUCGAAGAACUCCUUGAAAAAAGAGCUAAAGGUGAAAGAACAGUCGACAUUAACGAACAGAUGGAACUCGACGUUAGCAUGACGAUAUUUGUGAUGAACCACCUACUCUCUAAGUGA
Messenger RNA from Entamoeba invadens IP1, 2397 nucleotides. RefSeq names its product GTPase-activating protein, putative. Bases 1 to 2397 code for a protein of 798 amino acids. The record is from RefSeq and is a predicted model, not a curated record. NCBI's taxonomy places the organism in Eukaryota, Evosea, Mastigamoebida, Endamoebidae. Gene Ontology annotation, biological process: regulation of GTPase activity; regulation of actin cytoskeleton organization. Gene Ontology annotation, cellular component: cytoplasm. The transcript has a single exon. Gene Ontology annotation, molecular function: GTPase activator activity; actin filament binding; calmodulin binding.